This is a messenger RNA of Pezoporus occidentalis (night parrot), 6057 nucleotides long. RefSeq names its product fibronectin leucine rich transmembrane protein 2 (gene FLRT2). Bases 780 to 2765 code for a protein of 661 amino acids. Gene Ontology annotation, molecular function: protein binding. The transcript is spliced from 4 exons. The record is from RefSeq and is a predicted model, not a curated record. NCBI's taxonomy places the organism in Eukaryota, Metazoa, Chordata, Aves, Psittaciformes, Psittacidae.
AGUGAGCUUACAGGAGUGAGGGGGAAACAAACCUCGAGGCAUUUCAGUCGGCUGCCUUUUUUCUGUUUCCUUGACACAUGGCAUUGAUCAGCUCUCCUCCACCCCUCCUCAGCCCCUCUCUUAAAAAUAACAGAAAGAAAUGACCAGGACUGGAUCUCACCAUAGGAUACAUAACUUCUCAUUUGACCAAGAAUGCACUGGCUACAACAUCACUGUCUUAAACUGGAGCUGUGAUUUUGCAGUGCUAUUCAGAAACUACAAAGACAAAUUUCCUCUGCAAUUCAGAAAAGGCAGACUUGCAACUUAUCAGCAUUUAAAAGGACUUUUGUCAUGCACUGUCAGAGAGAACAAGGCGGGCCAGAUCUGGCACAUAGCUGAUAUGAAGACUUUUCUGACUUCAGAAGGCUGAGUGUAACACCAACAAACUUCACUGAAAGGAAAUAUCCCUCCAAGCAACUCAUACACAGAAGACUUUUGGUAGCUUUAAAUUAGCCUGUUGCUCACCCACAAAGACACAGCUAUUGUUUGUUUCAGCACACAUGGAGGAAGGCAACAAACUUUGUAACCCUGGCUAAUAAGACUGUGGCUUUCUUAUCAAAAGUAGGAGGUAGACCAAUUAUAAAAGGAUUAUUUUAUACUUAGCCUCCAAGACUUUAACUCUGGCCUGAACACUGGACAUGAAUAGAAGCCAAUUUUAAUGACCUGAGAUUUUGCUACAUGUGCUUCAUUAUUGUUAUCAGUUCUUUAACACUUUGGUACUUUAUUUCUUUAAAUUAGAAAUGGGCUUGUGGACUACAAUGUGGCCCACAGAUUGGGCUGUUCUCAUGAAAUCAUGGCUUAUCUUUUCCCUGGGGCUGUACGUGCAGGUCUCCAAAACUUUGGCCUGCCCAAAAGUGUGCCGCUGUGAUCGAAACUUUGUCUACUGUAAUGAGCGAAGCUUGACCUCAGUGCCUCUUGGGAUACCAGAGGGUGUAACUGUCCUCUACCUCCAUAAUAACCAAAUUAAUAAUGCUGGAUUUCCUGCAGAGUUGCACAAUGUCCAGUCUGUGCACACAGUCUACCUGUAUGGCAACCAAUUGGAUGAAUUCCCCAUGAACCUGCCCAAGAAUGUCAGGGUUCUCCACCUGCAGGAAAACAACAUCCAGACCAUUUCUCGGGCUGCCCUUGCUCAGCUUUUGAAGCUGGAAGAGCUGCAUCUGGAUGACAACUCCAUCUCCACUGUUGGUGUUGAGGAUGGGGCAUUCCAGGAAGCCAUCAGCCUCAAGCUUCUGUUCUUGUCCAAGAAUCACUUAAGCAGUGUACCAGUAGGCCUUCCGGUGGACUUACAAGAACUUCGAGUAGAUGAAAACCGAAUUGCUGUCAUUUCAGACCUGGCCUUCCAGAAUCUUACAAGUCUGGAGCGUCUGAUAGUGGAUGGCAAUCUUCUUACUAAUAAAGGCAUAGCUGAAGGUACCUUCAGCCACCUCUCCAAGCUCAAGGAAUUCUCAAUAGUGCGGAAUUCACUGACCUAUCCUCCUCCCGAUCUUCCAGGUACACAUCUGCUAAGGCUCUACUUGCAGGACAACCAGAUAACCCAUAUACCACUUACAGCCUUUUCAAACCUCCACAAGCUGGAACGUCUUGAUAUUUCCAACAAUCAACUUCGGAUGUUGGUAAAGGGGGUAUUUGAUAAUCUCCACAACCUGAAGCAACUCACUGUAAGGAAUAAUCCCUGGUUGUGUGACUGCAGUAUUAAGUGGGUCACUGAAUGGCUCAAAUUUAUUCCUUCUUCCAUCAAUGUACGGGGUUUUAUGUGCCAGGGACCAGAGCAGGUCCGAGGUAUGGCCGUCAGGGAGCUCAAUAUGAAUAUGCUGUCAUGCCCCACCACCACCCCUGGUCUGCCACUUAUCAUCACCUCAGUCCCAGCUACAGCCAUGUCAACUACAUUAGCUCCCACCUCAUUUCCUCCCCCAGGUAGCAAAUACAAUCCUCUCACUCCCACCAUAGCCACGCUCCCCACUGUGCCUGACAGGGAGAACAGAGAAAGGGUGACACCUCCUAUAUCUGAAAGGAUUCAACUCUCCAUCCAUUUUGUGAAUGAUACUUGCAUCCAAGUUAACUGGAUGUCUCUUUUUACUGUGAUGGCAUAUAAACUCACAUGGGUUAAAAUGGGCCAUAGUCUGGUAGGAGGAAUCGUUCAGGAGCGUAUAGUUAGUGGUGAGAAACAGCACUUAAGUUUGGUAAAUCUGGAGCCCAAAUCUACCUAUCGGAUUUGUUUGGUUCCACUGGAUACUUAUAAUAAUUACCAAACUGGAGAAGACACUGUCUGUUCAGAAGCCACAACCAAGGCUUCCUUUUUGAGCAAUGGCAGCAACAUCCCCUCCAGCCAUGAGCAGACGACUUCUCAGAACCUGGGCUCCCCAUUUCUGCUGGCAGGGUUGAUUGGGGGUGCAGUGAUAUUUGUCCUCGUGGUCCUGCUCAGCAUUUUUUGCUGGCACAUGCACAAAAAGGGGCGUUACACCUCCCAGAAGUGGAAAUACAACCGGGGUCGUCGGAAAGACGACUACUGCGAGGCAGGGACCAAGAAGGACAACUCCAUCCUGGAGAUGACGGAAACCAGCUUCCAGAUUGUCUCCUUAAAUAAUGAUCAGCUCCUUAAAGGAGAUUUCAGACUGCAGCCCAUUUAUACCCCAAACGGGGGCAUUAACUACACAGACUGCCACAUCCCCAACAAUAUGCGAUACUGCAACAGCAAUGUCUCAGACCUGGAGCACUGUCAUACGUGAUAGUGAAGGGAGAUGGGGGUGUCUAGGACAAAGAGAAAAAACUUUGGGAAGAAUAAGCCCCCAAACAACAAUGAGAAAAUUACAUUUGAUAAAUGUUACAAAGAUGCAUUUAUGCAUUUGAAUACUCUGUAAUUUAUACGGUGUACUAUAUAAUGGGAUUUAAAAAAAGUGCUAUCUUUUCUAUUUCAAGUCAAUUGCAAAUGGUUUUAUAACUCUUUGCUUUUUAAAUCUUUAAAAAAUAUUGCUAAGUACUGUACAGGGUUGUACAAUAAGAACCCAUGUCAUAGCAAAUGAAAGAAUGACUCAUUCUUCAAACGUUAACCACUUUGCUGUCGAAGCUGUCUGAAGGAUGUUAAGUUUCUAGGUGUCCCGUAGUACAGGAAAAUAAGUGCAUAUUAAAACAGGGUCACACUAGGAACAGAAAAAAGCAAUUCAGAUAAAAUGGGUGCAAUCCUUCUGACUUGAACCCAGCAGUUACUGUUGAGCAUCAAACAAUUGGAAAUACUGCUCCCCUUUGUCAGUUAUGCAUUUCCUACCUCCAACAGAAAACUGGAGUUCUGAGUGCUACCAAACAGGUUAUGUUCUUCUUUGAUUAUUUUUUUCCCAAUAUACUUGGAAUAGGAAAGGUAUACAGAGCUCAGCGUCAAACUCAGUGACCUUGAUUCCUAUUUACAAAAGCUACUCUGAAAAUCUCCCCCAACACUAUAUACAUUUAAGAUAGAAACUGUUCCUGCUUUUCAUUAUGAUUAAGAAGCUUUAGGCAUUCUCUGACCCUUCUCAGUGGGAGAUGAAGGUUAUCAGUAUGUAUCAGAUAGCUGUCAUUAAGUUGCACCUCUCUUUAAUAGAGCAGCAUUUGUUGACACAGCAUGUUCAGGUAAAGCCUGAAUGCAUGAAAUUCUGUGAGCUCCCAGCUCUGCAGUAUUCAUGUAGAGUUUGGAAUCUAAAAGUGUAAAUUGAUGAAAACAUGGUGCAAAAAAUGAUGCCAAUGGAAAGGUUUCUAUUGACUUUUGUGGUUCAAGCCUUAUUUGAUUUAGGGAUUGGAGUUCAGUAUGGAGAAGUAGGGGAAAAAAAAAUCCAAAACCAAACAGUGAACAAACAGAGAAAAAAAGAAAGAUCUUUUAAAAAUUAUUUAUUGUUGGAGAGGCCUCCAAGCCUAUUAUGAACUGAAAUAUGUUCAGCAGGGAAAAUUAAUGUGUAAAUUCUAUUUGUUUGUUUGUUUUUUCCUCCCUUAUUCAGAGGGAUACAGAGACAAACAUUAACUAAGUAAUCAAUUAGCCGAGGAAUGUUGAGAACACAAGUACACACUGUCCCUCUGAAUUUCCUUUCUUUUCUCUUCAGCUUUUCCACAAUGAUCUGUGCUUUAUAAGCAGUAGGUGGGCUUAGAAUUUGCUUUUUUGUUCGCUCAAAUUCUUUGGCUGGAAUACCUUCUGAGUCCUUGAGCUUUUCAUGCACUAUGCGAAACAUCAUGCUUGUAUUAAAACCAUGCUGCUGCUCUCAAAAUUAUAUAAUGUUCCAGCAGUUCCAUUGACUCUGUGACUGCUAAGAACUCUCUUUUUCUUGCCAGCUCAGUGGUGAAAUCUAAUUCUUUAUUUCUUUCAGUUUGUUUUUUAAAUGCAGCUCACUUUUUUGCUUGUGGACAAGCAAAAGUUCACAACAAAGAGAAAAGAGAGAAAACUUUCCUGAGGGAACCAAAGAGAAGACUUUUUACAGUGACCAACUAGGGACAAAGAGAAGUUGUUAGAAGUGGAUUGGAAGUAAAGGCUGAAGCACUUUCACUGUGAAAUGCAUAGACAUUUCACUUUAUGAGGCUGCUUAUGUUGGGAGAGAGGGUUUUAAUCCUUUCCUUUGCUCCUUUCUCUCAACCUAUUCUUGAAACCCAGCAGUCUAUGAGUGUGCAGUUUCUAUGGCAAUACUCAUUUUCUGCAAUGGCAAAAUGAAUCCAGUUAUGAUUGAUGGCAAAGUACAAUCAUUGUGUAAGAAGCAGAAUCUUUCCCCCAACACCUUUUACAAUCACAUUUUGAAAUUCCACUCUAUAUUCUGUAUAUUUGUUAUUUUUUCCAGCUAUUACAGGUAUUUUAGGAAACCUGUAUGGCUACUGUAAUAGUAAAGUCACUGAAAUUUUGCUAAAUAUAAGGCUGCCAUAUGAUUUCAAAUGGGAUAAUUCUAGGUAGAAAUGUCUAUGCAAAGCAUUUUUUUUCUGUGACCUAGUUACUGAAGAUUGUGAUGAAAAGGUUGAUACUUUUGUUUUGUUUGUUUAAUAUGUUUUAAGUGCCAAAGCCCACAAGACAAGCAGCAAAUAGUUGUGCUUAUGCACGCUUCCAUUGCAUGCUGGAGUUUGUUUGAAAUUAAAUAGAGCCAGAGAUUCUCAUUGGGUGUGGAUGUAGUAUUUAAUUUCACUGAAAUAACUAUCUGUAUGUUCGAUUUCAAAAGGCAUCCUUUGAAAGUUUGCAUUUACUAGAAUUUCAUACUUCAGUGACUAGUGCUGGAGGAAUCUUUGUCCUCCUUGAUGAACAUCUUUUGUUCUAGUCCUCAGGAUACCAUAGUUUCAAAAUGAGCUAGGCGCCUUAGUUGUAGCAAAUGACUUAUUCAGGGAGUUCAGCCAUACUGCAGGUGAAUGAUCCACAAGCUCAAACUGAUAACAAAUGUGGUUACUGUCCUAACAGGGUGAAAACAGAAGGCUUCCACAAACAGUUCUUUUUGAUCUCAGAUGAUGAAACAUAUAUAUCUCUUUGUGGACUAUCACUCACUUAGAUCAAAAAUCAAAAUAAAAUUAAAGGUAGCAUAUUUUAUGUUUCUUUUCAGUGUUAAGAAAUAUAUAUAUAUAUUGGCAUGGGAUACUCUUUUCUAUAAAUACUCCUUUGAAAAAAAGUAGCAAACCACUUAUACCAAAAUUCAUGUUUAAAGCUGGAACUAUUGUCUAAAAAUUUCACAGCCAUAGUCAACUCAAAGGUCAUAUGUUUCAUUUGAAGAAUGUUUCUCCCAGUUCUAAUUGCUAUCCACCUGUGAAAUGGUUAGUGUAUUUCAACCUGGGAUAGAGUCCAGGACUUUUCAAAGUGUCAGCCACACAAACAGCUGAGACUUCAUUUCAGGUCACAACUAGAUGAACACGUAAUGGGCAAUUUUCACUAGGUAAAGUAUUUGGAACAAGUCAGAAUUAAAAAUGGGCAAUGAUCUUUUGUUGAUAUAAAGUUUAAGAGUAGUAGGUUUUUGCUUAGGCUUCAUAAAACUAGGAUCAUUUUCCCUUGGUGCCAAUGUCUGACCACAGAUAUUAACUAAAGGCUAUAGAGCAGAA